Messenger RNA from Pseudogymnoascus destructans, 2139 nucleotides. RefSeq lists its product as uncharacterized. Lineage: Eukaryota; Fungi; Ascomycota; Leotiomycetes; Thelebolales; Thelebolaceae. The coding region runs from base 1 to 2139 and encodes 712 amino acids. The record is from RefSeq and is a predicted model, not a curated record. The transcript has 2 exons.
AUGUUGCACUCGCCCUUCCACGCACCUCCGACUAAUUCAUCGACCUACGCUCUGCCCAUCAAGGCCCCUUCUGCGCCCCAACCCAGCAUCCGAGUCUCUCUUGCGUCAAGGCUGGGCUUCACGUCCCGUCAAGAAGUGGAGAAAGGCGAAGGCGUGGUUAAUGCUGACGAGAAGGACGUCGAUGUUGAGUCCAACGUUCCGGUUAAGGAGUCAUUGGAGAGACCGUUGGUCUUUAUUUCUGCGAUUUUUGUUGGUAUGGCUCUGUGCCUGAUGAUCAUCCUCCUGCUCGGAUUCGGUGCCUCGGCGCUGCUCUACGAGUGUUUGAUGGAUGGAAGCUGGAUGAGAAUGGCCCUUCUGGCGACCGUGCCGUUCUUUGGUCUCUUUGGUUUGUUCUUUGCGAUUUGUAUCUUUACCGAUUUGUUCCAGGUCAUUGGGCCAAUUAGAGCCGUCACCAGCAACUCGCGAUGCUAUUCGUCAAUUCGUCCCGAUAUCUUCAAGGCUUACCAGAUUGGCUUCCGCCCCAGCCACAUCACGAUCCAGAUGCCAGUCUACAAGGAGGGUUUGGACAGCGUCAUCAUUCCCACCGUGACUUCGCUAAAAGCUGCCAUUUCUCAUUACGAGUUGAACGGUGGAACUGCAAGCAUCUUCAUCAACGACGAUGGUCUUCAACUCCUUCCAGAAGAUGAGGCUCAGGCCCGGAGAGAUUUCUACACCGAUAACAACAUCGGCUGGGUCGCACGUCCUAAGCACGGUGUGGAUGGAUUCGUUCGUGGAGGAAAGUUCAAGAAAGCGUCCAACAUGAACUUCGCCCUCAACAUCUCCAACAAGACCGAGGAUGUCCUGACUGAAAUGAUUGAAAUCCGCAAAAGCUACACCAACGGAGGCGAUAUCACCGAAUCUGAGCAGGAUGAGCUCUACAAGGCUGCGCUUGACAAGGUUUUGGAUGACGAUGGAAAGGCCUGGGCUGAUGGCGACAUCCGCAUGGGAGAAUAUAUCCUGAUCAUCGACUCUGACACCCGUGUUCCCGUCGACUGCCUCCUCUACGGCGCCGCUGAAAUGUUCCUGUCCCCCGAAGUCGCCAUCGUCCAGCACUCUGCGGGCGUCAUGCAGGUCGUCGGAGACUACUUCGAGAACGGCAUCACAUUCUUCACGAACCAGAUUUACUCUGCCAUUCGCUUCGCUGUCGGAUGCGGAGAGGCCGCUCCCUUUGUCGGUCACAAUGCAUUCCUCCGCUGGCAGGCGAUUCAGAGCGUUGCUAGCAAGGCUCCUGAUGGAUCUGAUCUCUUCUGGUCUGAGAGCCACGUGUCUGAGGAUUUCGAUAUCUCCCUCCGCGUUCAGAUGGCUGGCAACUUCGUCCGCCUGGCAACAUACCACGGUGACGAGUUCAAGGAGGGUGUCUCCUUGACCGUCUACGAUGAGCUGUCCCGUUGGGAGAAAUAUGCCUUUGGAUGUAACGAACUUGUUUUCAACCCGCUGUACACAUGGCUGUGGAAGUCGCCAUUCACACCUCUCUUCCGGAAGUUAAUCUGGUCCAACAUGCAGAUGUCCUCGAAAACCACAAUUCUCGCAUACAUCGCCACUUACUACGCCCUAGCCUUUGGUCUUCCCCUCACGAUUCUGAACUACUUCCUCAUUGGGUGGGAGAACGGAUACAUCGACUCGUUCUACAUCGAGUCGUGGAAGAUUUUCGUCGCUCUGCUUGUUGUCUUCUCCGGUCUCGGUAACGUCUGUCUCGCUAUCCUCCGUUACCGUCUCGGCGAGAAGUCGCUCCUCGGCGCGCUUCUCGAGAACUUCAUGUGGAUGCCCAUGUUCGCUGUCUUCUUCGGCGGCAUCAGUUUCCACCUCUUCCUUGCCCUGUGCGCGCACAUGUUCAGCAUCAACAUGGAAUGGGGAGCCACCGCCAAGGAAGCCGUCGCCAGUAACUUCUUCAAGGAGGUGCCGAAGAUCUUCAAGAGCUUCAAGUGGAUGUACGCCUUCACCAUCCCCGUGGUCGGUGGUAUGAUCUACCUCGGCAAAUUCGCACCCGCCGGAUACGAUAUCAGCAUCGUCACGGCCAUCGUGCCAUUGGCGGUCAUGCUCUCGAGUCACAUCCUCCUGCCGUUCAUGCUCAACCCGGCGCUGAUGAUUCUGAAAUACUAA